Molecule: messenger RNA, 3257 nt
Organism: Saccostrea echinata
Lineage: Eukaryota; Metazoa; Mollusca; Bivalvia; Ostreida; Ostreidae
Product: methionine--tRNA ligase, cytoplasmic-like
Exons: 25
Coding region: 62-3073 (1003 amino acids)
Biological process (GO): methionyl-tRNA aminoacylation
Cellular component (GO): aminoacyl-tRNA synthetase multienzyme complex; cytosol
Molecular function (GO): methionine-tRNA ligase activity; ATP binding
Source: RefSeq, a predicted model, not a curated record
UACGUUAAACUCAAGUCAAUGGGAUUUGGGUGAUGAAACCGGAUCAUUAUCACUAAAGAAAAUGAAACUGUUUACAGAUCAAGGAAAUUUUAAGUCUUUGAAAGUGAUAGCAGCUCUGGAGUUAACUGGGCUUCGUUAUACACUUGAGAAGUGCGGACAUGAAGAUCGUGUGGUUCCAUACCUGUCCAAUCCCUCCCUACCUGUCCUAGAGGUCAGUCCCCAGAGGUUCCUCUUCUCACCUAAUGCUGCCACCAGGUAUGUAUUAAACAAGAAGUCAGAAGAGGAUGACCACAAUGUAGACAAGUGGUUGGAGUGGGAGAGUUCACAGCUUCAGCCUUACCUAGUCCGUUACCUUGUCAGUGUAAUAGUUCACAAGAAACCAGACACAGAGUCUCUCAACAGAAUACAGCAACUUCUCAAGUUCCUGAAUGCUGAACUCAAAAGUAAAUCAUUGUCUAAGAUAAAGGACUCUGCAGCUGACCUGGUUCUGUGGGGUUCACUAUUCCCAGUGUUUAAGGGAACUGCAGAAAUUAAAGGUUGGGAGAGCCAGUACUCAAACAUCAAGACUUGGUUUAACUCUGUGAACAGUCUGCCAUGUUGUCAGACAGCAUUAUCUAAAGUUAUACCUGGGGAAGAUACCACCUGUCUAAAGGGUUCACUGAGUGCUCAGCCUGUUCCUCUUCUGGAGCAGGAGACCAGGUCAGAAGAACCAGUCCAAAAGGCAAAGCCACAGAAAGGCAAGAUGGAAAAACCAGCAGAAAAUACUACAGCUGAGGAAAGUCUGCUUGUAAAAGAAGCAUCACCUGAGGAAAUUCAGACUGCAAAGGAAUCCUGGAGGACAGGCAAAUCAAAGUGUCUUCUACCCAGAAAGAGGAAACAUCCCAUUUUACCAAAUUCAGGGGAGAGAAAUCUUUUGAUCACAAGUGCUCUCCCCUAUGUAAACAAUGUGCCUCACCUUGGUAACAUCAUUGGCUGUGUUCUUAGUGCUGAUGUCUUCUCAAGGUAUUGUCGCUUGAGGAACUACAAUUGCCUGUACAUUUGUGGGACAGAUGAAUACGGAACAGCAACAGAGACAAAAGCCAUCGAGGAGGGUCUUACUCCGCGGGAAAUCUGUGAUAAAUACAACAAAAUCCACACGGAAAUCUACGAGUGGUUCAACAUUUCCUUUGAUGAAUUCGGCCGUACUUCUAUACCAGAACAGACUAAGAUUGCCCAGGAGAUAUUCUGGAAGCUAGAAAAUAAUGGAUUUAUACUCAGGGACAGUAUAGAACAACUGCAAUGUCAAAAAUGUCUGAGGUUUUUGGCUGACCGCUUUGUGGAGGGCACCUGUCCACUCUGUGGGUAUGAUGACGCUCGCGGUGACCAGUGUGAUGGUUGUGGGAAAUUACUGAACGCUAUUGAUCUAAGGGACCCCAAAUGUAAAGUUUGUCAAGGAAUACCGAUGGUCAAGUCUUCACAACACUUGUUUCUGGACUUACCAAAGAUUGAGAGUAAGCUUCAGACUCACCUUAACACAGUGUUUGAUAAAGGGAUCUGGACAAACAAUGCUCGAGUGAUAACAAACUCAUGGUUAAGGGAUGGACUCAAACCCCGCUGUAUCAGUCGAGAUCUCAAGUGGGGCAUUCCUGUACCCUUAGAAGGGUUCACUGAUAAAGUGUUUUACGUAUGGUAUGAUGCCCCGAUUGGAUACAUAUCUGCCACAGCUUGUUACACUGACCAGUGGGAAAAGUGGUGGAAAAACCCGAAACAGGUUGAGCUGUUUAACUUUCUGGGCAAAGACAACGUUCCUUUUCACUCUGUGAUAUUCCCCUCCACACUGCUGGGAGCUGAUGAUAAUUACACAAUCGUGAACCACAUGUCAGCUACAGAAUACCUGAAUUAUGAGGAUACAAAGUUCUCCAAGAGUCGAGGGACAGGGGUGUUUGGUCACCAGGCCAAAGAGACAGGAAUCCCUGCUGAUGUCUUCAGAUUUUACCUGUUGUAUGUCCGACCAGAAUCACAGGACAGCAGCUUCAGCUGGGAUGAUUUUCAACUGAAAAACAACAGCGAACUACUGAAUAACCUGGGAAACUUCAUCAACAGGGCAUUAAUGUUUGUCAGUAAUAACUUUGGAGGACAGGUUCAGGAAAUGAACUUGACAGAAGAAGACUUCAACCUGUUGGCUCUGGUCAACAGAGAACUGCAGACAUACAUAGACAACAUGGAACAAAUCAAAUUGAGGGACUCGAUCAGAAAUAUCCUUAGUAUAUCAAGGCUGGGGAACCAAUACAUGCAGGCCAACAAGCCUUGGGUCCUGGUGAAGGGCAGCCAAACAGACAAAACUCGAGCUGGUACAGUGGUCAGUCUCUCAGCUAACUUGGCAACUCUUCUGUCCGUACUUGUCCAGCCGUACAUGCCAAUGGUCAGUGCCACCAUCCAGGAUCAGCUAAAGACUCCAGCAGAAUGUAACAUCAUCCACAGAGAGUUUGUGUGCCAUCUUCCUCCAGGACAUAAAAUUGGCAAGCCCAGUCCACUGUUUGAAAAAAUAGAGUCGUCCAAAAUUCAGGAGAUGAAGAAACGAUUUGAGGGGGAACCUGCUCCACAGAAAUCUUCCAAAAAAGUUGUGUCAGGAAGUACAGAGGAAAUUCAGAAACUGAAUGAUGAAAUUUCAGCUCAGGGAAAUGUUGUGAGGGAUCUGAAAGCUAAGAAAGCAGAUAAAUCUGUGAUUAAUGUGGAGGUGACAAAGUUACUGGCCCUAAAGAAGAAGUUAGUAGACAUCAGCGGGGAGCCAGCACCAGGGGGAGGCAAACAGAACAGCAGCCAGCCAAAGAAGGCAUCAGUGAAGGAGAAUAAGAAAGCUGAAGUCCCUGCUGUUAAUGGAGCUGUAGACAGUAAAGAAGUAGAGAGGCUAACCGAGGCUGUAACUAAACAGGGAUUAAAGGUGCGGGAUUUGAAAUCCCAGAAAGCAGAGAAAUCCCAGAUUGACUCUGAGGUGGCAGCGUUACUUGACCUAAAGAGACAGCUAGCUGUGGCCCAGGGUCAGGACCCAGAGGCCCUCACAGGGGGAAAGGGGAAGAAAGGGAAAAAGAAAUAAUCAUGGGCCCUCAAAGGGAGAACUGGAAAAAAGACAAGCAGAAGAAAAUUCAGAUUUUAUAAUAAAGAAAGGCGAAAUCUAUGAGAGAUAGGAUUAAGUGAUGAUUUAACCUUGACAGCAUGUUUAGAAUGUUAUUAUGAAGUUGAAAAUUUGACUGUUAAAUGAUAAUUUAAAAAAAAUAUAU